Messenger RNA from Paraphaeosphaeria sporulosa, 2561 nucleotides. Its product is annotated as galactose oxidase. Gene Ontology annotation, molecular function: protein binding. The transcript has 2 exons. The record is from RefSeq and is a predicted model, not a curated record. NCBI's taxonomy places the organism in Eukaryota, Fungi, Ascomycota, Dothideomycetes, Pleosporales, Didymosphaeriaceae. Bases 360 to 2435 code for a protein of 691 amino acids.
AGAGCAGUCACCAACGGCGUGGUGAUAGCUUAAUCGAUAAGGGGGAGGGGAGCACUAUAACGGAUGCGGUAAGCGCGACGGUCUCUCUAAAAAAUUAGCGGGGAAGCCUGGUGCAUAAAAGUCGUGGGCGUGAGACUACCACGUGCAGUCAAUCAUUGUAGCAAAAGACACCAGUGCACUGGAUCUAUUUGCACCGGCAUCUUCUGUGCCAUUCAUCGACGGCAGCAUAAGCCGUCAUCGGAAGAUAGACGAACCUCGCAGUAUUUACCCACAGGAAAUUGCCCACGUGUGGCGAGGCCAACAGCAAGACAUAUCAUUGGAGCCAUCCUCGUCCCACAGAACAGAUACGACAACAAGUCAUGGCAAAAGACAAGAAGAAGAAGGGAGCGGACACAAAGGCCGCUGCGAAGGCAGCAAAAGCAGCGAAGCAAGAGAAGAAGGCAGGCAAGAAAGACAAAAAGAUAGCGACCAAGAACAGAGACGUGGAUUCUGAUGCCGAGUCCGUAGAUCUGGACGAAGUUCUUGCGCAAUAUGCAAAAGAGCAGGAACAAUACCUCGCCAUCACCGAGGUACCGUGCGACCCACCAUCAGCGAGAGCCUCAAGCCUGAUAAUAGGAAACCCAGCAAACGACAACGAGCUCUUCCUAUACGGUGGCGAAUACUACAAUGGUGCUGUCGUAAACUUCUACAGCGAUUUGUAUGUAUACAAUAUCAAGAAGGAUCUCUGGAGUAAGGUCACGUCGCCAAACUCGCCUUAUCCACGCUCUGGACAUGCGUGGUGCAGGGCAGCGAAUACGAAAGAUAUAUACCUGUUUGGCGGCGAGUUCAGCUCUCCAAAACAGGGAACUUUUUACCAUUACAAUGAUUUCUGGAAGUUGGAUCCGCAAAGUCGCGAGUGGACGCGAAUUGAGGUAAAAGGCAAAGCUCAGAAUCCGCCAGCGAGAAGUGGACAUCGUAUGGUUGGGUUCAAGCAGUAUAUCAUCCUCUUCGGAGGCUUCCAGGAUACGUCCGCUACAACAAAGUAUCUAAACGACAUCUGGAUCUACGAUUGUGUCAACUUCGUCUGGCACGCGCCGAAGCUGCAGUCCGCACGCGCUGUUCCUGAUGCGAGGUCGAGCUUCACCUUGCUUCCGCACGAGCAAGGCGCGGUUCUUUAUGGAGGAUACUCUCGUGUGAAGGCAGCCGCUGGUGGGAAGCAGCAGCAAGUCAAGGGCAAGAAGCAGCAGAGUGGCGGCGGUGGAGCGACACGUAUGGUACUGAAACCCAAAGUACACGAAGAUACUUGGUUCAUACGCAUCAUUCCUCCGCCCGCCGAUCAACCCUCCACCACGCUGCCGACCGUAUCGUGGGAACGCCGUAAGCGCCCUGCGAAUACGCCGAGCCCAGCCCGUGCAGGCGCAACAAUGGCCUUCCACAAAGGUCGCGGCAUCAUGUUCGGGGGUGUGCACGAUGUAGAGGAGAGCGAGGAAGGCAUCGACUCCGAGUUCUUCAAUCAACUCUUCGUUUGGAACAUUGAGCGCAACCGCUACAUGCCUCUCAACCUGCGGCGUCCCAAAGCGAACGCCAACAAGAAGGCAACUCAACAAGCCAACGUCAGUCGCCGCGACCGCGCUAGAGCCGACGAAGAAGAACUUCUUGCCAACCUCAAGGCUCUCGAAUUGAAAGCGGGAGGUGUCGCAGCACCCACCUCCGAUGACGAAGACGACCGAAAAGAAAAAGAGCAUGAUGAAGAGGAGGAGGAUACUCGCCCAGAGAAGCCACGCCUCUACGAAUUUCCACAUCCCCGCUUCAACGCCGCGCUGACAGUGCAAGGAGACACGCUAUACAUCUACGGAGGCACCUUCGAAAAAGGCGACCGCGAGUUCACCUUCGACGAACUCUGGUCCCUGAAUCUGAACCAUCUCGACGGCGUAGUCGAGAUCUUCAAGCGUGAGCUGGAAGACUGGCAAGGCAGCGACGACGAAGCCGACUCCGAAGAAGACGACGACGAGUACUCCGACGAAGAAGACGAGGAGGACGAGGAAGAUAAAUCCGCCGCGGCCUCCACAGCUCCCACCAGCGUCAGCGAUUCGCCUGUCGCUGUUCCGACCAAGGAGCCCGAAGAAGACAUCGGCACGGCCGAGGAGAUCUCCGCCCUCACAGAUACGCUGCCUCACCCACGGCCUUUCGAGUCUCGCCGCGCAUUCUACGAGCGCACGUCUGAGGCUUGGCAGAAUGUUAUACUGGACGAGAUGUCCUAUGGGGCAGCAGGCCAAACCAAGACGCCCAAGGAGAUCAAGAAGGCGGCGUUCGAUCGUGCUGAAGAGAAGUGGUGGGAUUGCAGGGAGGAGAUUCGCGCGCUGGAGGACGAGCAGGAGGCUGCGGGUAUUGGUGAGGUGGUUAGUCUAGCGGAUAAGGAGGGAGGUGCAGGUGGAGGCGUAGGGAGAAGGCGCUAGUUGAGAUGCAGGACGAUGAAAAUCCACUAUAUUGGAGGAAAAUAUGGGCUACUCAGAAAAGCUUUGUCGUCUUUGUGGCGUCUCUUUUAACAUUGGUCGUCGCCGUCUACGCUCUGAGCCGGCCUG